This is a messenger RNA of Paraglomus occultum, 172 nucleotides long. Lineage: Eukaryota; Fungi; Glomeromycota; Glomeromycetes; Paraglomerales; Paraglomeraceae. The record is from the annotation of a GenBank genome assembly.
CUGGAAUCCUGGUCUCGUAAGUAUUGUUGCGAGUUGGGAAGUACUUCGAAAUGUUGUCAUCGGGCAGUCGUCUAGACUACAACACACAACACCAUAUUCAUUCUGUAGACGGACCCUGGCCUUGCAGUCAUCAUUGAAACACAAAGGUGGUUUGGAAGAUACCGAUGAUUAA